GACUCUUCUCACAUCGGGUUACCCUGUAUCGCUGGUCUAUGCAUUUUGCGGUGAUCCGCUAUUAUCUGUGCGCACCUUGGUAUUGCUAGGUAUCAAAUGGGUGAGGGUAACGGGGGAUGGAUUUGGGCUUCCAUAGGAUGCAUGGUAUCGUCCUGUGGCUUCUUGUGGAUGUCCACAAGAAAAGAAGAUCAGCUAAAAGCCAUUCAACAAGCUAAACCAAUCGAGGACUUCACGGGCGAGGCAGAGCUCAAACAAGAAAUUCUUAAGGCGCCCGGCAGGCGGCUUUACAUAAAAGGCCAUGGAAAUAUCACCAGUGACGUUCCUAUCAGUGUAAAGCUGACUGAUGAUUUAUCUAUUGAAGCAGUAUGCACAACUCAGGAAAUUGAUAAUCGAGGCUACUUUAUUGGUAUGGACACCAAUCAACAUUUCAAGAUGAAGAAUUUUGCAUCAGAUAUUUAUAUCGACAUUGCGAAAAGCAGUCCUCUUAGCAGAGGGCUAAGAAUUUAUCCAAGUGAUUCCUUGGUUGAGCUUGCUGAACAAGAUCUCUCUAUAGUCAAGAAGGAGGGCUUGACAAAUAGCAUGGCUUCUCAUUUGGUUUCUUUCGUCGGCAUUUUUUAUCCAUACAGUAAGCAGAUAUCAACGGCUUUUUUGCACAAUAGAAAAAACAUAUUUUUUGCUGGCGACGCUAUCGAACAGGACAACCGGUUGAAGCUUGUGCCCCCAAUCGCGUGGGGCCAUCCUGCUUUUUUCAAGAUACAGAGCGAGCAAGUUAUCGAGGACACUCUAAGCAAACAGAUAACAGGCUUGAAAACCGCUUCUGAGUUGACGGCUGGAGUCGGUUUGAUUUUCAUGUUGGCCCAUUAUCUGUCAUAAAAAUAAAUCAUCCGCUUGAUCAGCCGGUACUCAUAUUCAUGUAUACAUCUUUUUUAUGUGUACCAUUUCAAAGGCCAUUAUA
Schistocerca gregaria is the source of this 955-nucleotide messenger RNA. RefSeq lists its product as uncharacterized. The record is from RefSeq and is a predicted model, not a curated record. The transcript has 2 exons. NCBI's taxonomy places the organism in Eukaryota, Metazoa, Arthropoda, Insecta, Orthoptera, Acrididae. Bases 97 to 873 code for a protein of 258 amino acids.